GUGAAAAAUCAGUUAAUAAAAAUAACAAAAAUGGCAUAUAAUUUGUACGAGAAUGAAUACGCAAUUUUAGAUAAAAUCGAUCCCUUAUCGAGAGUUUUCAUCUUAAAUAUACCAACACAUGUCAACACGGAGACAUUGAGGAAGAGAUUUGAAAAGUAUGGUGAUGUGGAGUUGUACACAUGCCAGAAUUGUGAAAACGACAAAGGCUGGGCAUUUGUAGGUUAUAAAUCCCGAAGAAGCGUCAAAAGACUAAUGCGCAAAAUUCUAAGGAAACAAAAAAGCAACUAACCAAUUCUACAAACUACCUAAAACAGUGCUUAACAUAGUUUAUUAUCAUUCAAUUUUCCAUAAUCUUAAUGUUAUAUUUUUUAUAA
This is a messenger RNA of Theileria parva strain Muguga, 374 nucleotides long. RefSeq names its product RNA recognition motif family protein. Lineage: Eukaryota; Apicomplexa; Aconoidasida; Piroplasmida; Theileriidae. The coding region runs from base 31 to 288 and encodes 85 amino acids. The transcript has 2 exons. The record is from RefSeq and is a predicted model, not a curated record. Gene Ontology annotation, molecular function: RNA binding.